UUUGCAGCGAAACGGCUAAUUUCUCCAGCAACGUGAUUUAAACGCAGAAUGUCUGCGUGUACCUUUUACAUUCGCUAGUAACCAACUGUACUUGAAAGAUAGUGACUCAUAGGGUGACAUUGUUUCUAACAAAAUAUAUUUUGCUAUUCUUCUUGCUUUCUGUUAUUCUGGUCGUGGCCAAUAUAUAUUUAACAUGUAUGCAGUAUCCGCGUGUAAGAUCAUCAGGUCAUGUCAUUUUAUGGCGUACGUUAAUAUGCCAACGUCCAUUUGCCUGUCUGUCAUCAUUUUUCCUUGACUUCUGUUCUAAAGUACUAACCCUAAAAAAAAAAAAAAAAGAUGCAAAUGCCGGGGCAAUUAGGAAAUACAAAUGAGCAACAAACAAAGCACAUACAGUAUUGAUGUAUGAGGUCAACAAGAGGAAACGAAACUGCCUCUGCCUCCACAGUCACACAUCUGUAAACAAACACAGUGCAGCUUGGCCUCGCGAGUCACUCGCUUCUGGCUUCUGUUAUUAAACAUUUGUGUCUUUAAUAGCAUCAUUCGAAGUGUUCAAACUGUUACUGUUGCACUCAUAUCAAUUGUUCAUUUCCUAAAAAGAAGACAAACUGUUGCAUUUGUCCUUUUCUUCAUCGUGGAGUUUAAAGCUGUUCUUUCAUUUGAAAUACAAUUAAACAUGUUCCUGUGUAUGAGGUUUGUUUUUUCCCUUCAUUUUGGUCCCGACCUGAACGGCGACCUUGAAAGUAAGGCACACACACGCACCAAACAGAUUUUUGGAAUAGCGUUAUACCUGAACAGUUAAAUAUUCACGCUGACCUGAAAGCAACCAGUGGGUUCCUCUGAUGUGGGACAAGAUGUAACAGUGACGGCAGAGUUGAAGAUGUCUCUUCCCCUGGCUGUCAUGUUGGUCCUCGCCGCGCUGGAGCUCGGCACGAACCACGCCGGACCGGAGCUGGACCCGUACAAAACGUUGGGAGUCACCAGAGGUGCCAGCCAGGUUGAGAUUAAGAAAGUCUACAAGCGUCUCGCGAGGGAAUGGCAUCCCGACAAAAACAAAAAUCCCGAAGCUGAGGAUAUGUUUAUCAGGAUUACCAAAUCGUACGAGAUUUUAUCCAAUGAGGACAAACGUGCCAACUACGACCGCUACGGGCAGACGGACGACACCCGGCAGUACGGCGGCCCCCGCCACGACAACUUCAACUUCGAAGAGUCCUUCUUUAGCUUCCCGUUCAACAGCAAGACUCACCGCGACUUUUCCGACAGCAAGUACUCGCUGCACUUCAACCAGUAUGUGAAUGACGUGGUGCCCGACAGCUUCAGGCGACCGUACCUGAUCAAGAUCACCUCCGACUGGUGCUUCAACUGCAUCCACAUUGAGCCCGUGUGGAAAGAGGUGGUGCAGGAAAUGGAGACGCUAGGAGUCGGGAUCGGCGUGGUGGACGUCGGCUACGAGAGACGCUUAGCCAAUCACCUCGGCGCUCAUCGUACGCCGUCGAUACUUGGAGUCAUAAAUGGCAAAGUCACUUUCUUCCAUUUCGCUGUGGCGAAGGAGCACCUAAGGCAGUUUGUGGAAGACCUUCUUCCGCAAAGACUCGUGGAGUGGGUCAGCGACAAAAACAACCAGCAGUUCUUGAACAGUUGGCACGCACUCAACAAGCCACAUGUGCUGCUGUUCGACCAAACGCCUGCGGUUCCUUUACUUUAUAAGCUGGCGGCGUUUGCGUACAAGGACUACAUGCAGUUUGGCUACGUGGACCAGGGCCUUUCGGAGACAGCCAAUCUGCAGAGGCAGUUUAAUAUCAACACCUACGCCCCCACCAUGCUGGCUUUCAAAGAGAACACGGACAACCCCGCUGACAUCAUACAGACGAAAGGAAUGAAAAAGCAGAUUAUCGACGAGUUCAUGUCAAACAACAAAUUUCUCCUAGCGCCGAGGCUGGUGAAUCAGAAGUUCUUUGACGAGCUCUGUCCUGUCAAGCAGUUCCACAGACGACGGAAGUACUGCGUGCUGCUGAUGACGGGCGACGGCGAGAGCUUUUCUUCAGGCAAACGAGCCUUUCUGUCUUUCGCCUCCAGUAACACGAAGGAAGUUGUGAGAUUUGCUUAUGUUUACCAACAACUGCAGCAACCACUUUGUAACAUUCUGAUGAGCAGCAAGGACAGCACGCAUGGACCACUGCCACCGCAGGUGGUGAUCCUGGAGAGGCGCAACGCUGCCGGGAAGGCCUUUUUCAAGCCGGUGACCACGUGGAACGGCAGCGAAGAGGACAAGCAGCGCCUCGUGGAGGAGUUGGAGCGACUCCAGAAGGACCCGUCCAUUCUUAUCCACGAUGCUAUGCUGCCCGAGCUCAACAAUGAGUUUGCAUCGAUGUUUCUCCUCCAAUGGGUCUACGCAUUUUACGAUUACCUCUCUGAAGUCAUCGAUGACAUUCUGCACAACAACUGGCGUGAGAUGAUGCCUUUGCUGUCCCUCAUCUUUUCUGCCUUAUUUAUCCUGUUUGGAACUGUAGUCAUCCAAGCAUACAGUGACUCGAGUGACGAAAACUCCCCCAAACUAAAAGCAAAAGACGGAUCUAAAACAGAAAAUGGAUCGCCAGGGAGCAGCGGCGCAUCAAGCCGACCUCCCAAGAAGAACUUUGUGGAGGUGACGGAGUUGACGGACAUCACCUACAUAAGCAACCUGGUGAGGCUGAGGCCGGGACACAUGAACAUUGUGCUGGUGAUCACAGACGCGGCCAAGAACAUUCUGCUCAGCAAGUUUGCAAAAGAAGUCUACUCCUUCACGGGGAGCCCGACGCUGCAUUUCUCCUUCCUGAAUACGGACAAGCACAGUGAGUGGAUGUGCACGCUGUUGAGCAGCGCUCAGGACAGCGCGCACGUCGACGCCUGCCACGACGACGAAGUCAACGCCAAUAUGGACUACACCGGCUACGUGUUGGGACUCAAUGGCCACAAAAAGUACUUCUGUCUGUUUAAGCCCGUCUACACCGGGGAAGACCCGGACAGCAAGACGCCGGAGAAGGAAUGGGCCACGUCGGCAAGGAGGUCCAGGGCGACCUCGCGUGACGAUCACCCCCCACGCAAAUCGGCCCGCUCUCGCAGCACAUCCACACUCCAGAUCCACCAUAAGCUGGACCGCUUGGGGUUGUGGAUGGAAAGGCUCAUGGAGGGGACCUUGCCCCGUUACUACAUUCUGGCCUGGCCGGGACUCGACAAGAUCACCCCCAGUAAAUAGACGGAGGCUGCUUGCCCGGUUCAAGACUUUAUGUUGCUGCUUUCAUGUUUCCUUUUGUCUUGCACUUUUUCUCUUCCAGUAGGGGAUUGGAAACGUUUGUUUUUUUUCCAAGUGCCGCGUACAGAAACAUCAAAGGUGUGCAAGGGCUGCUUUGAACGUUUCACCUUUAAUUUAUAUCAGACGCUGAAACCAAUCAGUGUGGGUCGUUAUAUUAAUGAUAUUAAUAUUAUAAUGAUAUAUAUAUAUGGGGGGGUGCUCUAUAUACCCCAUAGAAUGAAGUUUACUUUUUUGAAAAGUCAUCGACUGGCAGAGGGCUAAAGUGCACACCAAGGUUGACAUUUUGCUCACAACUUGCGUUUAUGAAAUUGGUUGCGCAACGACUUAAGUUGAGGCAUUUGUAAAUCAAUCAAUACGUUGCAGGCCACUAGAAAAUGGAUGGUGGACCUCGAUUGGCUCCUGUGCCAUAAUUUGGACACCCCUGCAUUCCUGGCAUCCAUCCAUCCAUUAUCUGAGUUGCUUAUCCUCAUGUGGGUUGGAGGAGUGCUGGAGCCUAUUGCAGCUAACUUUGGGCAGGCGGUGGGGUACGCCCUGAACGGGUCGCCAGCCAAUCGCAGGGCACAUAGAGACGGACAUCAGUCACACUCACAAUCACACCUAGGGGCGAUUUAGAGUGUCCAAUUAAUGUUGCAUGUUUUUGGGAUGUGGGAGGAAACCGGAAACCCACACAGGCAUGGGGAGAACAUACAAACUCCACACAGGCAGGGCCGGGAUUCUAACUCCGGCCCUCAGAAAUGUGAGGCACACAAGUCUAACCAGUCACUGGCAUGUUGUUGGUUAGUGACUCAAGCACCACUUGUUGCUACUUCUUCCGCUGCAGCAUUUUGUGAAUAGAAACAAAAUAUUGAGACAUUGUUGACUCCUCAGCCUUCACCAGUCGGACACCUUAAAUCUUGGUAACGGCACACAUUGAAUGCUGUGACUAUUGAUGCAUGUUUUGUCUUCUGUUGUGAUGAUUAUUCUGGAUGCUGACUGGCUCGUGCAAUAUUGUGGACUACUGUUGUGAUCUUUCUACUGAAUCUCAGCAUAGUUUAAAAAAAAAAACUAUAAAAAAAAGAUUUGUAUUUUUUUUUCCUGGAGUUCAAAUGGUCAAGUAUUCAUCCAUUGUCAGACAAUGUAGCAGCCAAAACCCCCAAGUUGCAUCAUGUAGCCCGGUGAAAGUUCUCAUCAUUGCCUUGACUGAGAAUCGAUCACAUUUUGUAGUUUUGUUGUGUUUGCUUGUUUGUCCUAUGUUUCCUGACACUGUGAAUCUCAAAACUUAUAAAACGUUUGGUGAAUGGUUAAAUGUUACAGCGUAUUGUAGAGAUUUUAUUACGAUUGCAUGUUCUGACAAGGGACUGUAAACUUUUACUUCUGUAAGUUCAGCAGUUUUUAAUUUUUGGUGUGUGGAAGAAUAAAACAAUUUAUGGUUCUUAAAUAGUGUUUUCAGAAAUUGGACAAAUUUCAGGUGGUCUCAAAAGGCAGUAACACUGCUAGCCAUGCCUUACAUUCGUACUAUUUGUGACACUAACCUCCUUUUUUUUUUUUUUAAAGUUCUUUUCAACACCGAUACCUUUGUAUUUAAAUUUAAAUAAAAUGGUUGGAAUGUAGACACAUGGAGGUUCCCUGAACUUUUGGGAUAAUCUGUAAUUCAAAGAGCAAAGCAAAACGGACCAGAACUAGCCAACUCCUUUGUGUCAAGUGCAGUAUUGGAAUUUGAAUAUCCUUCGAGAUGACCAGGCCGAAGACGUGACCUUGGUUGUGGGUUGGACUCUAUGUCAGUCUGAGCUGACCUCAGUGGGUGAGGCGGAGUAUACCCCGAAUUGAUUGCGAGCCAAUUGCAAGGCACAGACAAAUAACCAUUGGCACUCACAUUCACUCCUUCAAAAAAAUGUCAUCUUCAUUUAAGAUACUCAUACGUCACUUCAGUAGCAACUUGGGACUUUCCUGCUGCUGAUAUCAUACUUGAUGCUAAUGUGUCUGUUUCUACUUGAAUGACUGACAAAUACUUGAAAUACUGCCUUCAAGCAAGGAAACACGCCCGCACUAAUCCUCCUUUCCUACUUAC
This is a messenger RNA of Syngnathoides biaculeatus (alligator pipefish), 5336 nucleotides long. RefSeq names its product dnaJ homolog subfamily C member 16-like. Bases 878 to 3232 code for a protein of 784 amino acids. NCBI's taxonomy places the organism in Eukaryota, Metazoa, Chordata, Actinopteri, Syngnathiformes, Syngnathidae. The record is from RefSeq and is a predicted model, not a curated record. The transcript has 15 exons.